GAAAUACCUCUUGAAAAAAAAUGGGCAGAUCCAUUUUUCUUCUUCAGCUUAUACUUUCCUCAUUUCUCCUUUUCACUUUCUUGCUGGAAGCUGUUCCUGGCAACAGAAAGUUAUAUAUUGUAUAUUUGGGAGCUCAUUCCCAUGGUGCCAACCCCACUUCCGUUGAUCUCCAAAUUGCUACCGAUUCUCAUUAUCAUUUAUUGGCUUCAGUCCUGGGGAGUGAAGAGAAAGCGAAAGAAGCAGUAAUUUACUCAUACAACAGACACAUAAAUGGGUUUGCAGCGAUGCUGGAAGAGGAAGAAGCAGCAGAUAUUGCCAAAAAGCCUAACGUGGUGUCAGUGUUCUUGAGCAAAAAACAUAAACUGCACACUACCCGUUCAUGGGAAUUUCUUGGACUACACAGAAAUGGUAAGAACUCCGCAUGGCAAAAGGGAAACUUUGGUGAAAAUACAAUAAUCGCAAACAUCGACACAGGUGUUUGGCCAGAGUCAGAGAGCUUCAGUGAUGAAGGAUAUGGUCCCGUUCCCUCCAAAUGGCGUGGGGGUAAUGUCUGUCAAUUUAACAGUUUUUUAAGCAACAAGACAAAACUAUGCAACAGAAAGCUGAUAGGGGCAAGAUUCUUCAAAGAAGCUUACGAGGCAUAUAACGGUCCACUUGUUACCCAGCUGCAAACAGCGCGUGACCUCAUGGGACAUGGGACCCACACCUUAUCAACAGCUGGGGGCAAUUUCGUCCCAGGCGCCAGUGUAUUUGCUGUGGGUAAUGGCACCGCAAAGGGUGGGUCCCCGAGAGCACGAGUUGCAGCGUACAAAGUGUGUUGGGAUCGGGCGGACCCAUCCGGUUGUUACGGCGCGGAUAUGUUGUCUGCUUUCGACCAAGCCAUCGACGACGGUGUCGAUCUCAUAAAUCUUUCAGUUGGUGGAUUUCACGACGUGAGCCCCGAAGGAAUACUCACCGACGAGGUUUCCAUUGGAGCCUUCCAUGCGAUUUCUAACAACAUACUUUUAGUAGCCUCUGCAGGAAACGAUGGACCAGCUUCUGGUUCUGUGGUAAACGUUGCACCUUGGGUCUUCACCAUUGCUGCUAGCACCAUAGACAGAGACUUUAGCAGCACUUUAACCAUCAACAACAAUAAACAAAUCGAGGGAGCGAGUCUUUUUGUAGAUUUGCCACCGAAUCAGGCCUUUUCGCUGAUCCUCUCCACCGAUGCUAAACUCCCUACUGCUACGUUUCGGGAUGCUCAACUGUGUAGAGCAGGAACACUGGAUCCCAGAAAAGUGAAUGGGAAAAUAGUGUCAUGCAGUCGCGAAAAGAUAAAAUCUGUUGCGGAGGGUCAGGAGGCUCUAUCUGCAGGUGCAAAGGGAAUGGUUGUGAGAAAUCAACCGCAACAGGGAACUACACUUGAAGCUGAGCCCCAUGUUUUCACUGCUGUGGGCGCAUCUAACCCUCAUCCCCACCCCAAACCAAAAUUAUUUACAAAUCACACUGAAUCUACAGAAUUUCAAAUAGCUGACACGGACCCUUUUAAAUCAGGUGCUACCAUAAAAUUGUCUCCAGCAAGAACAUUAUUUGGAAGAAAGCCAGCUCCAGUUAUGGCUUCAUUCUCAUCUAGGGGACCCAAUAAGAUGCUGCCAGCAAUUCUCAAGCCAGAUGUGACUGCGCCUGGUGUGGACAUACUUGCUGCCUACUCAGAAUAUGCAAGUGCAUCAACCUUGCUAACAGACAAACGUCGUGGAUUUAAAUUCAACGUAAUGCAAGGAACUUCCAUGUCUUGCCCUCAUGUUACUGGCAUCGCUGGACUUAUCAAAACACGUUAUCCUAAAUGGAGCCCUGCUGCUAUAAAGUCAGCAAUCAUGACCACAGCAACCACACUUGACAACACUAAAAGAAAAAUACAUGACGGGUUUGUGAAAACAGUGGCAGAUCCCUUUGCUUAUGGUUCAGGACAUGUUCAACCUGACCUUGCCAUAGAUCCCGGCCUCGUUUACGAUCUAGGCCUCACUGAUUACUUGAACUUCUUAUGCGCUUCUGGAUACAACCAACAACUCAUUUCUGCUCUCAAUUACCAUAAAACUUUCAUUUGUUCAGGCACUCACACUGUAACAGAUUUGAACUACCCUUCAAUCACAUUGCCAAAUCUAGGCUUAAAAGCUGUAACCAUUCCUCGCACAGUAACAAAUGUUGGGCCACCAAGCACAUACACAGCCAGCGUCCAAUUGCUUGGAUAUAACAUUACCGUUGUGCCAAGUUCCUUGACUUUCAGCAAAACUGGUGAAAAGAAGACAUUCAAGGUUACUGUGCAGGCAAGCAGUAAAACAAAGCGGAGAACCUAUGAAUUUGGGGAAUUGCGAUGGACAGAUGGAAAACAUAUAGUAAGGAGUCCUAUUACAGUAAAACGCAGAUAAAAACAUCUUCAAUGGAGUUGGUUGUGUUGGGAUCCUUACUUAUCUACUGUAUGUUUAAAUGUUUCACUCUGGCUAGGAUCUCAUGUAAAUAAUAAUAAAUGUCUGUGUGUUUCUUUUAA
Molecule: messenger RNA, 2524 nt
Organism: Vigna angularis (adzuki bean)
Lineage: Eukaryota; Viridiplantae; Streptophyta; Magnoliopsida; Fabales; Fabaceae
Product: subtilisin-like protease Glyma18g48580
Exons: 11
Coding region: 21-2405 (794 amino acids)
Biological process (GO): proteolysis
Molecular function (GO): serine-type endopeptidase activity
Source: RefSeq, a predicted model, not a curated record